GCUCUUUAUAUCGCUCAUGCUCGCUAUGAUCGCACUGUUGACAUCCGGCUCCGGCAUGAUACGUUGGAUACACACCGAUCGGCAUUGGACUCAAGAAGUAAGGAUCAUCGUCACCACACCGAUUGCACCAACUGACCUAAAUACGAUCAGCAACUCAAGCCAGGCGGCUACUUCGUGUUAUCUUACCCUGUUGUCAAUAGUCACCCCCAUGUUCUUCGUCGCCUGGUCCCUACAUUGUUUCAUAUUUGGUGACUUAUUCCAUCAUUUGAGGCUCUCCGGUCCCUUAUGCAUUUUCACCCCAGCGAUGUUGAUAACAGGCUUUUCCUCUCAAAGCAUAAUCUGCCGCGCCGUCACUGUGCUUUGGAUGGUCACAUACGUCGUGAACAUGGGGACAAUAUUGAUAGAAACUAUGUGGAAGUAUGCGGCAAGCCUCAAUCACGCUAGAUAUCACCAGUAG
This is a messenger RNA of Suillus subaureus, 457 nucleotides long. RefSeq lists its product as uncharacterized. NCBI's taxonomy places the organism in Eukaryota, Fungi, Basidiomycota, Agaricomycetes, Boletales, Suillaceae. The record is from RefSeq and is a predicted model, not a curated record. The transcript has a single exon. The coding region runs from base 17 to 457 and encodes 146 amino acids.